UUCAACUGGUGCCGAACCGUGUGAGCGAAGGCGCGCGGCCGGGGAUUGUUCCUGCGCUCGCUGGCUGCAGGCUGCCGGCUGCGUCCCGCCGACCCGCUCCCACGUUCUCAUCCCUCUGUAGCGGAUCGCUCCGGGGAUGCUCACCCCUCCUGCUCCCGGGAGCCAGGGCAGCGACGUCUCUGGCCCCACCUUUGCUGAUGGCGAGCUCAUCCCCAGGGAGCCUGGCUUCUUUCCUGAGGACGAGGAGGAGGCCAUGACACUAGCCCCCCCAGAGGGUCCCCAGGAGACCGACAUGGACAGCCCCAUGGAGAGCACCCAGGGCCUGGAGGACUCUGUCAGGGGUCCCACCGAGGAGAAGGAGCAGGGCCUUGGGAGCCUAUUUCUGCCGGAGGACAAGUCCCUGGUACACACUCCGUCCAUGACGACAUCAGACCUCUCCACGCACUCCUCCGCCUCACUCAUAAGCAAUGAGGAGCAGUUUGAAGACUACGGGGAGGGCGAUGACGUGGACUGUGCCCCCAGCAGCCCCUGUCCCGACGACGAGACCAGGACCAAUGUCUACUCAGAUCUGGGGUCUUCAGUGUCUUCCAGUGCUGGACAGACCCCAAGGAAGAUGCGACAUGCGUACAACAGUGAGCUGCUGGACGUCUACUGCUCUCAGUGCUGCAAGAAGAUCAACCUGCUGAACGACCUGGAAGCCCGGCUGAAAAACCUGAAGGCCAACAGCCCCAACCGGAAGAUCUCAAGCACAGCCUUUGGAAGGCAGCUCAUGCACCACAGUAACUUCAGCAGCAGUAACGGCAGCACUGAGGAUCUGUUCCGGGAUAGCAUUGACUCCUGUGACAAUGACAUCACUGAGAAGGUGAGCUUCCUGGAGAAAAAGGUGACAGAGCUGGAGAAUGACAGUCUGACCAGUGGGGAUCUGAAGAGCAAGCUGAAGCAGGAGAACACGCAACUGGUGCACAGAGUGCAUGAGCUGGAAGAGAUGGUGAAGGAUCAGGAGACCACAGCUGAGCAGACAUUGGAGGAGGAGGCCCGGAGACACCGUGAGGCCUACAGCAAGCUGGAGCGGGAGAAGAGCACUGAGCUAGAGCUGCUCAACACCAGGGUACAGCAAUUAGAGGAAGAAAAUACUGAGCUUAAAACAACAGUGACGCGGCUCAAGUCACAGACAGAGAAACUGGAUGAGGAGCGGCAGCGCAUGUCCGACCGGCUGGAAGACACCAGCCUGCGGCUCAAGGAUGAGAUGGAUCUGUACAAGCGCAUGAUGGACAAGCUACGGCAGAACCGCCUGGAGUUCCAGAAAGAGCGGGAGGCGACACAGGAGCUCAUUGAGGACUUGCGUAAGGAGCUGGAGCACCUGCAGAUGUACAAGCUGGACUGCGAGCGGCCGGGCAGGGGCCGCAGUGCAUCUGGCCUGGGCGAGUUCAAUGCCAGAGCCCGCGAGGUGGAACUUGAGCAUGAGGUCAAACGGCUGAAGCAGGAGAACCAUAAGCUGCGGGAUCAGAAUGAUGAUUUGAAUGGACAGAUCCUGAGCCUCAGCCUCUACGAAGCAAAGAACCUCUUUGCUACUCAGACCAAAGCCCAGUCUCUGGCUGCAGAAAUUGACACAGCCUCCAGAGAUGAGCUAAUGGAAGCCCUAAAGGAGCAGGAAGAGAUCAACUUCCGACUGCGGCAGUACAUGGACAAGAUUAUCCUGGCCAUCCUGGACCACAACCCCUCCAUCCUGGAGAUCAAACACUGAGACAGGGAAUGGCUGCAGGGCGGCCUUGGAACCGUAGGACCAAGGGGCAGGCCUGCCCCAGGAUGCAAGCCAGGGCCCCACACUCACACUCACACUCCCCAUGCUUUCUGCUGGAGCACGUGUGGGAGCUCAUGCGUGGAAGCAAGGUGUGAGCAUGGGGCCGUGGGUGGGCGUGCACUUGGUGGCUCCUCUGCAGGAGUCAGAAGGUCCUGGAACUGGGAGGUGCAAGGUGUGCUCUCAGGAAUUGCUGUCACAGAAAGAACUGGAAGUGUGGAUCACAGAUACUGGAUAAAAUGACUACCUCUGAGCAUCAGAAUCAGAAAACACUCUAGGGAGUGUGUGGGGGGGGGGGUGUUUCUUCCCCUCCCCAUAGGAGUUGUGAGCUGCUUCAGGAGUUUGGGUAACCUCUUUAGCCACCUUUCACUCCCAGGUGUUGAAGCUUAAAGAAGAGAAAGGGGUGCAGGUGUAUGGGGUCCAGAGGAUGCGGGUUUACGGAGUAGCUGGCAUGAGCCAUCCUCAUUCAGUCGAGCCGUUGACAUUUGUAGUUUUCUGUGUCCUCCCAUCCUUGCGUACCUACCUCCGCUUCCAAGUCUGUUUUCGGUUCAUCUUUAUGACAGUAGGGGUAGAAGGAUGGAGUAGAAGGGAAGGCCAAGAAGAAGGUGGGGCUGGGAAGUAUCUGAAGCAGGUGCUGACACUGGGUAGCCCAAAAAGUGACUUCCCAAGAGGAUCAUGGCUCGCACAGCUGCAUCUUGACACGUGCACAGCCAACCUGAUGCAUCCCGUCCCCACCGCCCCACAUCACCAGCCCGGGCUCCACGCCACCUGGUGAGGGCAAGCCUUGCGAUGGUCUCAAGCUUGGGCUCUGCUGCCAGGUAGCCAGGUCCCUUCACUCCAGCCUUAGGAGUAUUGGCCUUUGGGCUGCACUGGUGGGGAGAGCUGCAGGCCACACUGCAGGGAAACCUCAGUCUUCCAUCCUUCUGACCUGUGGUGACAAUUCCCAUGGAGACCCCUAAUGGGAUCUUUUCUGGGCAGCUGGGAGUAGACAGGGCACUGACCUGGGUUUUCCACUUCAUCUCUGUUUUAUAUGGCUUCUCAUUCUUCUCCUCACCCCAGAGCUCUAUCAACAUGUGCAUUCUCAUUUCCUCCCUUGCAGUUUCUUGUUUCCUCCGGCACCUCUAGUGUAAAAUGGAAGGUUCAGGCACGUUGGGAGGGACAGAGUGGUGUUUGCAGAGUAGGGAGGGGCGGGAGAGGUGAGGAGGGGGGCAGGAUGGAAGCUGGGCAGUCUUUCUUCCAUUCCAGAUGCUUGAGCUUUGGAGCUUGUGAUUUCCUUUUAACCACAUGGAUGGGGGUUGUCUCAUGCUUCAGAGAGUGGGUUGUGCUGGUCCGCUUAAGAUGAGCUAAGCCACAUGAAGACAAUGAGGUAAAGGGUCUAUUCUGGGGGCUCACUCAGGAAACUGUGGUGUUCUGCAGCUUCCCCCAGGGUCUGAGCAGAUGUAGGCAGAGAUGGAGGGUGGAGGAGUGGGGUCUUGAGAAUCUGCCAGUAGGAAGGAAUGGGAAAAGAAUCAUGGCAGGAGGUUGGUCUGGGUUAUUUCUGAAGGCUACAGAGGCAGCCUAAUCAGAGUCCUGCUCCUAGGGCUUUGCGCAGGCACCAGCAUUUUCCGUGUCACCUUGUGGAUGCUCUUUAGCUGUGCAGGAAGGGAUUUCUGGAGAAGGCUGUAGAGGAUGGAGUUACAUAGAGACUCAGUAUAGGAAAGAAUUUCCACCGGGUGAACAGGGAACAGAAAAAUUGUCUCCCUGUAGAAGGUUCCACUGAACAGACUUCUCCAGGAAACACCAAGUCCCUGUAGACUCAGGCAGGUGCCAGGGGGGCCUCUGGAAGAUGGCCAUUUCUUUUCUUUUCUCUUCUUCUUCUUCUUCUUUUUUUUUUUUUUGGUGGGUCAUGGGGCAUGAACUCUGGGC
Messenger RNA from Dipodomys ordii (Ord's kangaroo rat), 3703 nucleotides. RefSeq names its product RAB11 family interacting protein 4 (class II) (gene Rab11fip4). The transcript is spliced from 13 exons. Gene Ontology annotation, biological process: endocytic recycling; regulation of cytokinesis. Lineage: Eukaryota; Metazoa; Chordata; Mammalia; Rodentia; Heteromyidae. The record is from RefSeq and is a predicted model, not a curated record. Gene Ontology annotation, cellular component: cleavage furrow; endocytic vesicle; recycling endosome membrane. Bases 137 to 1744 code for a protein of 535 amino acids.